UCCGAGUCGAGUUCCACACGGGAGGGAAUGUGAUGUGGGAGUCAAGUGAGAUGUGAAAUGUCUUGUGCAGCUAGAUUAGCUAGCAAGUGGCCGGUCUGACAGUUUACCGCGUUGUCCACAUGACCGCAGAUUAUUUGAACGGCUGAAGUAAUGAGUUCAAGACGCAGCUCAACUAGCCAGGAGUAAUAAUAACAAGACGUCCUCCAAGUGGGUCGAAUGGGAGUGGUGCGUAGCUGGCGCUGGUUGGUUGCCCGGGUGAUGCGCGUCUUGCUGCGAUGGAGCCGCCUCUGCAGUUGGAACAGGCGUGGCCAGCUGCUCCUUAAGCCCCGCCCCCUCUUCUCCUAUUGGCUCCUGGUACUGAAGUCUCUCUACUACAAUUCGCUGUGUGACUCUGACGCGGUAUUGGACGCCGUCUUCGAGCCCAUCUAUUGGGUGGUAGACACCUUCACACGCUGGUUUGGGGUGGUGUUUGUGUGUCUGGUGUGUGUGUUGACUACCUCAGUGGUAGUGAUUGUGUAUGUGUGUGUGCUGCCCCUGUUUCUGGAGUCCUACUCUCCUCUCCGCGUUCUAUUCCAUCUGCUCUACGGGAACUGGAACCUUCUGAUGAUCACAUUCCACUACUACAAGGCAACACACACACACCCAGGCAGCCCAGCACAGGACAGAAGAGAAGGAUCUUCAGUGACGAUGUGUAAGAAGUGUAUCGCCCCCAAACCAGCACGCACACACCACUGCAGCGUAUGCAACAGGUGUAUCAUGAAGAUGGACCACCACUGUCCGUGGCUGAAUAACUGCGUCGGCCAUUUUAAUCAUCGUUACUUCUUCAGUUUCUGUCUCUUCAUGACUCUGGGCUGCGUGUACUGCAGCGUCAGCUCUCUAGACCUGUUCCUGGACGCAUACAACGCCAUCGAGGCGACCUAUCAGAGUCCAGCUCCUGACUUCACCUUCGCAGAGAAACUCUCACACAAGAGUCUCGUCUACCUCUGGGUCCUCACCAGUUCUGUUGCAGUAGCGCUGGGCGGUCUCACCUUAUGGCAUUGGCUGCUGAUCAUGAGAGGAGAGACCAGCGUAGAGAGACACAUACACAAGAAGGAGACCAGGCGUCUGCAGGAGCAGGGCAAGGUGUUCCGGAACCCGUACCACUUUGGCCGGCUGAACAACCUGAAGAUCCUCUUUGGAGUGGAGAAGAGGAGUCAUUGGCUGACCAGGGUUCUGUUGCCGUCGUCCCACCCGCCCUAUGGAGAUGGAGUCACCUGGGACACACACUCACCCCCACACACACACACACACCACCGGACCGACCCCAUGGCUAUAUAACACACACACACACACACACACACACACACACACACACACACACACACACACACACACACACACACACACACACACACACACACACACACACACACUCCCUCUCUGCAGCCACUGGACACCAGCAUCGCCCCCCUGUGGAUCGUAAGGGAAGUGCAGUCUCUUCUGAUCCAACAUGGAGGUCAGGCUGGCAUCAGUAGCUAUAAGUCCAGCCUGCUGGCCACAGGGGACUGGGCUACUGACCCACCAGGCCAGAUCCAACAUGGCGGUCAGGCUGGCUGAAGUCAGUCGCCCACACACAAGACGCCCUCUAACUACAGACAACUACUGCUACUGACGCCCUUUAACUACAGACAACUACUGCUACUGACCGAGCCAGCUCUUCACAUCCAACAAAUACAGUAGAAGUGUUGCAGACUACUGGACUACUGACUCAUCAGAUCCAACAUGGCGGACAGUCUGGCUGCAGUUGCUGCUCCUACCCAGAAGCCUCUUGGCCACAGGACUGGGAUACUGACUGGCCAGGUCAGAUCCAACAUGGCGGUCAGGCUGGCUGCUGUCUCCUUCCCAGAAGCCUCUUGGCCACAGAGGUCAGAUCCAACAUGGCGGACAGUCUGGCUGCUGUCUCCUUCCCAGCAGCCUCUUGGCCACAGGGCACUGGACUUCUGACUCAUCAGGAGCUCUCAUGGCGCUGUAGAUGGCGGAAACGCACAUCUGGGAGCGUAUCUAUGUUCCCCUGGUCAUAUGUUCCCCGGGUCCUAUGUUCCCCUGUCUUUGUAUGGGACCGGGGAACUUAGGACCCUUUUUCUAAAAAAGGGUUCUAUGUUCCCCGCAUUGUAUGUUUCCGAGUUUUCAAAUUGUGCCCUUCCCAAAACCAUCCCUAAACCUAACCUGACAGUAAUGCAAUGUUUCUGAGAUAUUUCCAAGAUGGCGGCCAUUACAAGAUGGCUACCUCUGAUAUUACCAAGAUGGCGCCGCCUUCCUCUGUGUGGAGAUUCAGCCAUGAUGACAUGACUCUUCAGUCAUUAACUGACGAUAACUGACUUGACUUUUUAUACUAAAGAACUCUAGAGAAAUGUGUUUAGUGGAAACAGUGUGUUAUGAGUUUUGUGUGUUUGUGUGUGUGUAACCAAUAGUGUGUGUGCAUCUGUUGUCAGAAAUGUGUGUAACCAGCAAGGUGUGUGUGUGUGUGUGUGUGU
This is a messenger RNA of Engraulis encrasicolus (European anchovy), 2513 nucleotides long. It is a transcript of the gene zdhhc16b, whose product is annotated as zinc finger DHHC-type palmitoyltransferase 16b. The record is from RefSeq and is a predicted model, not a curated record. Gene Ontology annotation, molecular function: palmitoyltransferase activity. Gene Ontology annotation, biological process: protein palmitoylation. Gene Ontology annotation, cellular component: Golgi apparatus. The transcript is spliced from 11 exons. Lineage: Eukaryota; Metazoa; Chordata; Actinopteri; Clupeiformes; Engraulidae. Bases 217 to 1317 code for a protein of 366 amino acids.